UUUCUAUCUCUCUCUCGCUGCUGCAACUGCAAGGGAAGGUAAAGCAGCGGCCGAGGCGUCUCUUUCUUCGCCUCCUCAUUAACCGCUGUCUCUUGCUCGUUCAUGCUUCGAUUUCUUCGAAUUUUCUUCUCCAUUUCGGUUCGGAGAGAGAGAUGCUUUGAAUCUGGGUGGAGUUUAACGGGUUGAUCGAAGUCUGGUGGGGAAUGCGCGACGCACCUGCCGGCGACUAGGGCUUUCUCUUGCAGAAGGUGGCAACGGAGGCGCAUGUAAAAUGCGGCGGGUUGUCGAUGAUGAUGCAGUCGCGAGUACGGCGGCGGAGGACCUUGCAGAGAAGUCCCUUGUGCAAGCGAGGGGCAGAUCUCAGGGUGGAGGUGGCGGAAGACGAGUGACCCCCACGCUUGAUCACGAUGAAGACGAGGAGGAUUUGGUCGGGAAGAAGCUGCUGCCGAACGGGGAUCUUUAUUCUGGCGGAUUCGCUGGGAACGCUCCUCACGGGCGUGGGAAGUACCUGUGGGCGGACGGGUGUAUGUACGAAGGGGAGUGGCGUAGGGGGAAGGCCUCCGGGAAGGGGAGGUUCUCUUGGCCUUCCGGCGCUACCUACGAGGGCGAGUUUCGGUCCGGAAGGAUGGAGGGAUUCGGCACGUUCAUCGGCGCUGACGGUCAUACCUACCAUGGUCAGUGGGUGGCUGACCGCAAGCAAGGCUUUGGCAGCAAGUCCUACGUUAACGGAGACUACUACGAGGGCCUGUGGCGGCGCAACGUCCAGGAGGGUCACGGCCGCUACGUUUGGCGGAACGGCAACCAGUACGUGGGCGAGUGGCGUGGAGGUGUCAUAAACGGCCGAGGUGUCCUCGUAUGGACCAACGGGAACCGCUAUGAUGGCCAGUGGGAGAACGGCGUCCCAAAGGGGAGUAGCGUGUUUACCUGGCCCGACGGUAGCUGCUACAUCGGCAGCUGGAGCCGCAGCGAUCCCAAGGCCCUCGACGGCACAUACUACCCCGCCACCGCCACUCCCCGGAAAGAGAUCGCCGCUGGUAGGAGAAGCACCUCCCCCUUUUUUCAACUGGACGAUGGAUCGCCGCUGGUCCCUUCGUCCAGGAAGCGGUUGUCUGUAGAUGUAGCCCAUCGAUCGCCUGGACGGGUCAGCUCCGUGACUGAAAAGAGCUUCCCCAGGAUCUGCAUCUGGGAAUCGGACGGCGAGGCUGGGGAUAUCACUUGCGACAUCAUCGACAAUCUCGAGGCGUCGAUGCUGUACAAGGAAAGAUCAUUGCACGAGGAGCAUGUUAGUGGAACGCGCAUAGGUACCAUUCAACGGCGACAGCCCUUCUUAACUUCGGAGGUAAAGAAGCCAGGGCAGACAAUAUCGAAGGGGCACAAGAAUUACGACCUAAUGAUGAACCUUCAAUUAGGCAUUAGGUACUCAAUCGGGAAGCCUGGUUCCGCGCACCUGAGGGAGCUAAAGCAGGAAGAUUUUGAUCCAAUGGAGAAAUUCUGGACGAGGUUCCCUCCUGAAGGAUCAAAGAAUACUCCUCCGCACCAGUCACCAGAGUUCCGAUGGAAGGAUUACUGCCCCAUGGUCUUCAGGCACCUGAGGAAAUUGUUUUCAGUGGAUCCAGCAGAUUAUAUGUUAGCUAUCUGUGGAAAUGAUGCACUGAGGGAGUUCUCUUCGCCUGGGAAGAGCGGGAGCUUUUUUUUCAUGACCCAGGAUGACCGUUUCAUGAUUAAGACGGUAAAAAAAUCUGAAGUGAAGGUACUCAUUAGAAUGUUAGCCAGUUAUUAUCUGCAUGUAUGUGAGUAUGAGAAGACUCUAGUGACAAAGUUCUAUGGAGUCCAUUGUGUAAAGCCUAAUGGUGGUCAAAAGGUCCGGUUUGUUGUUAUGGGUAAUUUGUUCUGCUCUGAAUAUCAAAUACAUAGGAGGUUCGACUUGAAAGGUUCAUCCUAUGGCCGUACAACCGAGAAGACUGAGGAAGAGAUUGAUGAGACAACUACGCUCAAAGAUCUUGACCUAAAUUUAGUAUUUCUCCUUCAAAAUUCGUGGUACAAAGAGCUCCGUGAACAAAUCAAACAAGACUGUGAGUUCUUAGAAUCAGAGGGGAUCAUGGAUUACAGCUUCCUUGUAGGAGUACACUUCCUGUCACCGCUUCGUGCUUCACCUCAGUCGUCUAAGAAGGAAUCGUUUCAACACAGAGAUACCUGGUCUGACCAAUGCAACUCAACUUUCAAAUGUCAAGAUACGGAUCAAAUUUCGGGUACACGGAAACCGUUGGUCCGGCUUGGUGCUAACAUGCCUGCGCGAGCAGAGCACGCCACAAGAAACGGAUUGGUUUCAUUUAUCCCAGCAAGUAGCGGGAUGUCGACGCCUACAGCAAGCGGCGAGCUCUAUGAUGUGCUUCUCUACUUUGGCAUAAUCGAUAUCCUUCAGGACUACGACAUUACCAAGAAACUGGAGCACGCCUACAAAUCGUUGCAGGUCGAUCCCAAUUCUAUCUCCGCGGUGGACCCGAAACUCUACUCUCGGAGGUUUCGAGAUUUUAUCAGUAAAAUAUUCAUCCAAGACGAUUAACUUCUACGGUUGCUAUCGUCGGUGGUAGGGGCUGAAUUUUGAAGCUCAGCCAAGGGCAGAUUUGCAAAUGUAAAUUGGGGCAAACCAGUAAAAGGAGAGUUGAAUUCCUUUUUUUUUUCUUUGUUUUUUGUUUUUUCACCUUUCCUUGUUGGAGAGGAGGGAAUAGUAAAUUGUUUUUACAUCCUGAAAAGAAGGAAAUGUUAAGGAAGCUUUUGUUAGGGGCAUGGAAUCAUGCAUGUGUACAGAUGGAUAGUGAUGAUGAAUGUGUGCAACAAAGAAAAAUUUAGAUG
Molecule: messenger RNA, 2853 nt
Organism: Zingiber officinale
Lineage: Eukaryota; Viridiplantae; Streptophyta; Magnoliopsida; Zingiberales; Zingiberaceae
Product: phosphatidylinositol 4-phosphate 5-kinase 1-like
Exons: 8
Coding region: 272-2563 (763 amino acids)
Biological process (GO): phosphatidylinositol metabolic process
Molecular function (GO): ATP binding; 1-phosphatidylinositol-4-phosphate 5-kinase activity
Source: RefSeq, a predicted model, not a curated record